Molecule: messenger RNA, 1232 nt
Organism: Saccostrea echinata
Lineage: Eukaryota; Metazoa; Mollusca; Bivalvia; Ostreida; Ostreidae
Product: putative nuclease HARBI1
Exons: 3
Coding region: 499-1221 (240 amino acids)
Source: RefSeq, a predicted model, not a curated record
AACUCUAGUUGGUAUAGGAAGUGCUAGAUCGCAUGCGCAAACUAUCGAAGAAGUCGAACACAGAAUAGUCUCGUUAGAUAGAGGAAAUAUGGCUGACUUGCUGUUUUUCAUAGAAAUGAUUACAGAUGAAGAGGAGUUAAUGGCGAUUUAACAGAAAAAAUUAUCUUGUAAUUGUUAAUAUUUGGACAACAUCAAGAGAAGGUCAACCCCCCAAAGUUCGCACGUAUGAAGAGGUUUUAAGUGAGAUAAAACUGUAUAGAAAUGUUGGCGAUUUCAAGAUUCAUUACAGAAUCGAUUUAGAAAUGUUUGAUUUCAUGUUGCGAGAACUUCAUAGAAGUGUAGAGCGCCAUAACCGAGGGGGGUCAGCACCUGUCCAGUGAGACCGAGAAACAGCUGCUUGUUUUUCUUAACUUCAUAGGAAAUCAACAGUCUAUUAGAGAGUGUGGACAUUUUUUUGGACUUUCUAAAUCCACCGUCCAUGAAAUUAUAAACCGUGUCAUGGACGUAGUUUUGGAUCUGCAAACGAGAAUCAUUCAGUGGCCAUCUGCUCAGAAACGGCAGCAAACUGCAAGAGAGGUAGAAGACAAAUACGGCAUUUCAGAUGUGAUAGGGUUCAUGGAUGGCACUCAUAUCAGACUUGCAAGUGCACCUGACGGUGACAGAGACUAUUAUAACAGAAGAGGUUUUCCAUCAAUGCAGUUACAGGUUGUGACCGACAGCAACAUGCUAAUCAUAAGUGCAUACACAGGGUGGCCUGGAUGCACCCAUGAUGCAAGGGUUCUGCGUAAUUUAACACUGUAUCAGAAAGCGGAAGAGGGCCAAGCCAUAAUUAACAGUCAUCACAUUUUGGCUGACAAUGCCUAUCCUUUGCGCAAUUGGCUAAUUUCACCAUUCAAAAAUUAUGGACACCUUACACCACAACAGCAGAGAUACAACACCAAACUGUCUAGUGCAAGACAAUCAGUAGAAAGGUGCUUUGCCCACCUUAAUGGAAGGUUUCGUCGUUUGAAGGAGGUGACAUUUCACAACCCAAGGCAUAUAGCAAAAUUAAUUAUGGCUGGGUGUAUUUUGCACAAUUUGUGUGUGAUCCACACUGAUGACAUUGAAGAGUUCAUGGACAAUAAUGCAAUCCUAGAAGAUGCAGAGAAUGAAUGUGAGAACAUCUACCAACAUGGAGUUCAUGGUGUGGCGAGGAGACUAAGACUUCUUCAACAAAUUUAAAAUAUGUGUGA